Molecule: messenger RNA, 1527 nt
Organism: Mycena indigotica
Lineage: Eukaryota; Fungi; Basidiomycota; Agaricomycetes; Agaricales; Mycenaceae
Exons: 4
Coding region: 1-1527 (508 amino acids)
Source: RefSeq, a predicted model, not a curated record
AUGUCACCUUCUUGGUGGGUCGACGAAGCUACGACAAGGGGCACAUAUACCUUGGUGUCGAGCUGCGUCUUCACGCUCGGCUUGUGUGUUUGGACGGCUAUCCAUCUCAACAUUCCCGAGCCAGCGGCGGGGGCGCGCCAAUUCAUGCGAAAGAUACUUUGGCUGGGUGUCGGUCUCAUGGCGCCCGAGAUCGUCACCUUCAUCGCUUGGAACCAGUACUCCAGUGCCCAGCGUGUAGUCAAUCAACUCGCUCGGUCGAAAUGGAAGAAGAAGACCGUUUCGAUAUGGAGGUCUUUUCGAAAACUCGUUGGGCUGGGUGGACGGUCGGAGGUACCUGAUGUCGAGAUAAAUGCCCCAUUACCUCCGUUUGGCGCGGACUGGGAGCUCAUCCACGUCAAGCGUCGUACCCUUACGCCCGAUGGCCUGCUCUUCCUCGCCGAACGUGCUCCGGCAGUCAUGACGCGAAUAUCAAAAGAAGACAUCAAAGACAAAAGCAAGGCGGAUGGGCUUGCGAAGCUACUUGUCGCUCUCCAAGCCGGCUGGUUCUGCUUGCAAUGUAUAGCGCGAGGCGCAAGACAUCUCCCCAUCUCCCUUCUCGAGAUCACCACGGGCGCUCAUGCUCUCUAUACGCUUUUCACGUAUCUGUUGUGGGCGAAGAAGCCGAUGAACAUCUCCGUCCCGACGAUCCUUCCCGCCCCCACUAUGCCUCCCAGCGACAUCCCAAAGUUUCAGCAACUAUGUGCCUACAUGUACAUGUGCAGUUCACUCAGCGGGAAAUUGGCACUCAAGCACCCGAACAAGGCGGUCGCUUCGUAUAUGGCUCGCACCCCCGAAUGCCAAUGGGUUUCAGUCGAGCGGAAUGCCGUUCUUUCCUCCGCUGUUCCUCCUGCCACACGUGACGGAAAUGUCGUUCUCGGGCGAGGCUCUAGUGCCGAUACGCUGCCCGGCACUGGGCUCCGCUUCAUCAGGACAAACGACUACCGAUUUGACAUCACACGUCGUGUCCUGGACCGCAAACCGGGACUUCCGUCGGACAGCCUCUACCUUGCGCCGGAGGGUGUCCUCCGCUGGCGCCUUGCAUGGGAGCUUGUCAAGACAGACACGACCCUUGACCUGAAACCCACCGAAUUCUUUGUCCUCCGCUCCUCCAAUGUGCCCACUUAUGAGUCAUGGGAGUACGCGUCUAAGAGGAUGAUUCUGGGCUUCACGGUCGCUGAAAUAUUCUACGGGCUCAUCCACGCAGCUGGCUGGAAUGCGACCUUUUCAUCGUCGUGGAUGCAGCUCUUUUGGCGGGUCGCAUCGUGCUUUAUCAGCGGUGGCGGCCUUUUGCUUGGUGGCGCAUUUGCUUGGGCGGUGGGGGAGACGUCGUGGUACUCGGAGACCUUUUCUGCCGUUGUCGUGGUCGGGACUUUCGAGUUCGUCAUCCGGAUGUUUCUGCUGGUAGAAGCUGUUCUCAACGUUGGCGCCCUCCCGCGCGGCGUCUAUCUCUUACCGAAUUGGUCGGUGUUUAUUCCGCAUUGGGGUUAG